AUGUCAGGUCGCAAAGAUGGGGGUGACUCCUCCAGCGACUCUGCGGCGCAAGACAGAAAGAGGUCAAGAGAAGAGCUCGUGGCCCUGAGGACGCAAGUUAGCUCGCUGACGGAUCAGAUGAGCCAGCUAAUGUCGCUAGUGGAAGAUACCAUGAAGGCAAGCAAGAAGGAGGAGCCAGCUGGCACCAUGGAGGGUGCCGCUGAUCGCGGCGAUGCUAGGGAGAGCGCCGCCGCGGAGUCCACGAACGCCGAAGGAGGGGCACCGUGGAUCGGGAGUGCGCAGGACGGGAGGUACCUGCGCGAACCUGUUCGAGAGUCUGGCCCGUCAGGGCGACAUAGUGGCGAAGCAGGGGGCUUUGUCCCCCAAGAGGUGAGAGUAGCCGCUGCUCACAACCAAGAUUGUCGUAGUGCCAUGGGAGAUGGUGGUGCUGCUGUUGGCUUGGGAUACGAAGCCACAACCCCAGCGACGGGGUACCAAAGUGCACGGUACACUUCUCCUCCGUUCAGCGGGAAAUCGAAAGAUUUCAACGGAUGGCUAAAUGAUUUCCGCAUGGCAGCUAAUGGCGCAAACCUGUCGGAACAAUUUGAAGAGAGCGGGAGCUUGGAGAUCCCCGUAAACAGCGGAACGAGCAAGUUGUCGCUGUCACAGCAGUACCGGAGCGAGCAAGUAGAGCUCGCAUUCCACGCGUGGAACUUCCUGUCUCACGCGUUUAAAGAAAAAUAUCGGAAAAUCAUGAAGAGUGCAGAGACGCCCCAGGGAGCUCUUCGUGAGCUCAAGACCAUACACGACCCUGAAUCAUCUGUACAGCCGUCAGAGGUCCUCGAGUUCCUGACGUCGACCAAGAUCUCUAGAGGUGAAAAAAACCCAAACGCCCUGAAUGAGAUGCUCCAAACCGCAAAGUCCAUAACCGAGAAAGGACUAACUGUCAACGAAACGUUCGUCCUUCACCUCUUCCUGGAUGCCCUUUCGGACGAGUAUGCCAUGACAAAGCACAACCUGCGACACGCGAAGGAGUUGACGCGGACCGGUGUGCUAAAGGAAGUAAUGAUCGAAUACAAGGCGAUCAAGGACAAGCUGGAGCAGGGGACAGAAAAAGGGGCGGAGGGCGCAGAGCAAGCGUACUUUACCGACGGUGAGGGCCGCAGGGAGCAGUACUCAAGUAGGAGUCAGGGGCAAGGUCGUGGUCGUGGCGGCGGCCGUGGCCGCAGCAGCAGUCGACGCUGUCUUCGUUGGCGGAGGAGGGCCACACGUAUUCGGGGAUGA
Messenger RNA from Ectocarpus sp. CCAP 1310/34, 1263 nucleotides. Lineage: Eukaryota; Phaeophyceae; Ectocarpales; Ectocarpaceae. The record is from the annotation of a GenBank genome assembly.